UCCCUUCAAAAUGCAAUAUUUUAUCAUCCCGCGAAACUCCUUUUUCCAGGUCUUUCACAAUAUCAAAAGUUGAUUUACUAAAAAUUAUAUAAUUCACAAACUAAUGGUCCCACAACUGUCAAAUAUUUACAUGCGCCUUUUGAUGGUUAGGGGUAACUGCAUGUGCAUUUAAUUCUAUGGUUUAGACCGGGAACUUUUCAAUUGACCUGUUACUAAUAUUGAGACUAGAAUGAUAAUGAAGUACCAAACUGCUGAUGUGCUGAUCAAUUCUGAACUAAUGGGUUGACUAAACAAAUAUUUCCUAAACCAAAGGCUUUCAGAUUCCAAAUAUUAAUAAAUCAAGCCAUUUCGUACAAAUUAUUGUUAUAGCUGGCGACAGAUGAAGGUGAUAAGUGGAAAGUUUACGUAAAAGAGAAGAAAUCUCGUUAACUUUGGUUGUGCCGAAGCUAUAAUACCCUUCACACAUAAUAAAACACACAUUACACUAUCUUGAUUUUUAUCGGUCAGCUUGUAUGGCAGCUAUAUGCUAUAGCGACCCGAUCUGCACAAUUUCUUCAGAUAUUGCACCAUUGCCGUAGACAAUAACCCAUCCCAAAUAUCUGGAAAACACCUCGCUAAAUGAAAAAUUUGGCAUACAAGCACUUGAUUCCGAUUGUUCAAACUGGCAUCGAGUAAAACAAAACUAAACUUUUUGAACAGACUUCACGCUCUUUCACUCACCCAUGCAUUUAUCCAUAUAUGUACAUAUGUAUAUUUAAAACGCUGGAUAUGCUAUCACAAAGUAUAUAUGUAUAGAAGCAUAAGUACAUAUAAACAUAUAUUUACGAAUUUUAAGACCGCAUUAGUCGGCAUUUGAUAUCAGUACAUUAGUCAUAUUUAAGAUCCCAACAUAAGUCAAGCUCAAGUGCGAGAAGUGCGCUCACUUUCAGUCUGCGCCGUUGGAUAAUCCGAGUCGGUUUGCUAUUAAAUUAAGACUUCUUUUAUCGAAAUGUUCUGCUUUGUAUUAUUAUGUUUAAAUAUAUAUUCCAUAGAGUCAUUUAAUUUGGCACCAAAACCAAAUCUUAUAAUCAAGGAACCGUUAAACCAAGCGCCAGGAAACGGUAACCAAAAACCGGUUAGUUCCUACUUCGGCUACACGAUUUUGCUACGUGACAAGAGCAUAAUAAUCGGCGCACCACAAGCAAAUAAUGGAUCGAUUCAAACCGGUGCGAUUUACAAAUACGAUUUUGCGACCAAACAAGUGAAACCGCUUAAAUUGGAAAAUGUUGCGGAGUUUACGAAUUUCAAUAAUCUGCGACCAAAUACGGAGCAUCAGUGGUUAGGUGCGUCUAUGGAUGGCGGCAGCAAAGAUGAGGAGCCGCUGAUUGUAUGCGCUCCGCUAAAAACUGCCACUUUGGGCAAUAACAAAGUGUACAUGCACGGCAUUUGCUAUUGGACUAACAACACAAUGAACGAUGAUUCACAAGAUCGAGUCUGGCAAAUAUUAAGUCCAUUUUCCGCUAAAGGUAAACAGGAUGAACAGGAUGUCAAAGAUGAAAAGGGUAAGCCGCUAUACGCCAAUCUGAGAUUUGGUGAAUUCGGUUUCAGCGUCCAAUUAACGCUGAAGAAUGAUGAAGUUAUAUCCGGAUCACCAGGCGUCCAGAAUUGGGCAGGAAAGGUAAUACACUACAAUAUGAAUACCCAAAAACCCAGAGCGACAAUACACGCACCAAAAAUGUCAUCAUAUAAAGGAUAUGCCGUGGGAUGUGGGCACUUCAAUGUCAGCAAUAAGGAGCAGUUGUCAUACGUGGUUACUAUACCAAAUGCGAACAGUGAAACGAAAUUGGGUGCGGUACAAAUUUACACUGCAUCGCCGAGUUGGAAUAUACAAUUUCCGUUUAAACUAGGGUUGACCGGCGCACAAUAUGGCGAGUACUUUGGUUAUUCCCUACUGGUGGAUGACCUUAAUGGUGACGAGCUCGAUGAUAUGCUCAUUGGUGCACCACAUCACACAGUUGACAGUGUUUUCGAAGCGGGUGCAGUCUAUAUGUUUAUAAAUCUUGGACGCAGAAAACAGCUGAGUUUCAAGCAAACAUUGUUGGAGUCUCCGUUUUCGAGAAGUGGACACUUUGGAACUUCAUUGGGUAAACUGGGAGACGUAAAUGGUGAUGGUUAUAACGACAUAGCUAUUGGCGCUCCGUUCGCUGGUAAUAAUGGCAAUGGGGCGGUUGCCAUCUACUUUGGCGGUCCGAACGGUCUCGACGUCCAACCACGACAAAUAUUGAACGUGAGCGAGCAAUUAGUCGGCAGUGGUGCCAUGUUCGGUCACGGUCUCUCUAGAGGUGGUGCUAACAAUACGAAUGACUAUAAACUGGCUGUCGGCGCACCAAAUGCGGAUGUGGUGUUUGUUUAUCGCGCGUAUCCGGUAGUGAAGAUUAAUGCGACAAUACUGCCAAAUAAUUUAAUAAUUCCCACAAAUACAACAAGCUUAAAAUUCGAUAUAUGUAUUAAUAUUCAAAGUAAUUCGACGAAGAUUCUAACACAAGAACUGCUACUCGAUUUGAGUGCCGGUGCUGAGGAGAAGCGUAUAAAUGUGAGGCAUUGCAUUGGCAAGGAGCCCUUCAUGGCGAGUUUAACGCCGCAAUGUCUGUCAUGUAAUGCCACGCUCAUAUCCGAUGACCGUUAUAUAUUUAUACCGAUAAUUAUGGAGCUGACUUACCGCUUAAAAAAUGAUGGCAAGACACAGGAGGACUCGGAAUUUUGCAGUGAUUGCGCGGUCGUAGAUCCCGCGUGGCCAAGCAUGGUGAAAGCUCAAAUCCAAUAUCUACAUAAUUGCAAGGGUUCGGUUUGUUCCGUCGAUCUUUGGUUUGGAGGUGUCGAAAUACCUAAGAAUGUAACAUUAGGCAGCGGCAGCGUAUUACCUCUCAAAUAUAUUAUAACUAACAAUGGCGAGGAAGCCUACAAUACCCUACUCAUCAUAAAAUCCUCCUUAAACGUGCCCAUCGCAAAAAUGCCUGCCGAAUGUGUUGGAGAAUUCGAGUUUAGUUGGCGUGUGGUGUGCAGCAUUGCGAAGCGACGGGCCUUCAAAGGUAGCACGGAACUAGAGCUCAGCCUUGAUCUUAGUAAUGUGGUCGGUGCUACUGAAGUGGAUAUAAACGCAAUUGUUCACAGUACGGGAAAUGAAGUGAGUCCAAAGGAUAACAAAUCGUCUGACAAGGUAAAACUUACCACAACAGCUGAGAUUUGGAUAACAGAGACUUCAACGAACAAAAUUUUUGCUGGAACCGAUGGGAAAGAAAAUAUCGCGGUUUCAACGGCUUUUGAGAUACAAAAUAACGGUCCUAGUCCGCUUAGUUCCUUUCACUUAAUUGUUGAUUUUCCUAUUGGAUUCAGCGGCGGCCAAUAUAUCAGCAACUACUCAGCGCAAGCUUAUUUCAAGGACCAUGAGUAUUCUAGUUUAGAAUUCAACAAAUCUGCACCAGCGUCGCCACCAAUAUUGAACACUACCGAGAUAUUAUACUUGAAUCAUUUACCCGAAAAUCACACGACUUUUGUCAGUUGCCAAUCGACCGAAAACUCCGAAAUGUCGUGCGCCUUGAGUGAUUUGCUGCUGACGAAUGCCUUGUUCCCUGGCGAGAAUAUCACAUUGUUAUUGAACUAUGAAAUGAACUGGAAAAAGGCUGAGAAACUGCUGCCAAGCAAUAGUCAAUAUUUGGCCCAUGUUGCAAUGGUGAAUUUUAGGACAGAUAUACCCCUAAAUGGUAACUUAAGUAUUAAAAAGCAUUUCAAAGGCGCCAUAUUUGUGAAGAUCGCUAAACGUAAUCUAUUCUGGAUAUAUUUGGGCGCCAUAAUUGGUGGUAUACUUUUGCUUAUUGGAAUGAUAUUGCUGCUAAGAAAGCUGGGCUUCUUCAAACGAUUGACAAAGGAGGAAAUGGAGAAGAAUUUGAUUGAAAAGCGUGAAAAGGCGCGCAUGAAGGAGGAUCUCGAUGUGUGUGUGGCCGAAAUAGAGGAUGAUUUAACCAGUUCUUAGUGGUUUUCAUGCAGUGCAAAGAUUAUUAAAAUAUUAAAUAUUAUUAAGUCAAUUGUAGAUCAUAUAUGAAGAUACACAUUUAUUCAGGGUUUUUUGUUAAAUAUAAGAGUAUUAAAUUCUCCAGAACUAAAAUAUA
Bactrocera tryoni is the source of this 4145-nucleotide messenger RNA. Its product is annotated as integrin alpha-PS4-like. Gene Ontology annotation, biological process: cell-cell adhesion; cell adhesion mediated by integrin; cell-matrix adhesion. The transcript has 14 exons. Gene Ontology annotation, molecular function: integrin binding. Gene Ontology annotation, cellular component: external side of plasma membrane; integrin complex. The record is from RefSeq and is a predicted model, not a curated record. The coding region runs from base 989 to 4009 and encodes 1006 amino acids. Lineage: Eukaryota; Metazoa; Arthropoda; Insecta; Diptera; Tephritidae.